Messenger RNA from Arachis stenosperma, 1224 nucleotides. RefSeq names its product probable E3 ubiquitin-protein ligase RZFP34. The transcript is spliced from 11 exons. Gene Ontology annotation, biological process: protein ubiquitination; ubiquitin-dependent protein catabolic process. Gene Ontology annotation, molecular function: ubiquitin protein ligase activity; zinc ion binding. The record is from RefSeq and is a predicted model, not a curated record. The coding region runs from base 3 to 869 and encodes 288 amino acids. Gene Ontology annotation, cellular component: nucleus. NCBI's taxonomy places the organism in Eukaryota, Viridiplantae, Streptophyta, Magnoliopsida, Fabales, Fabaceae.
UAAUGUACUCAUCCGAGGGAGAAGUGUACAAUCUGUCAUCAAAUACAGAGCGCAUGCACGGAGAAGAAUUGGGUCAAUCAAAAGAACAUGAAAAGAUCAAUGACUUGCAAGAGAGAGGAUAUAUGGAAUACGGAUGUCAACAUUAUCGGAGAAGAUGCCGUAUUAGGGCCCCUUGCUGCAACGAGAUUUUUCACUGUCGCCGUUGUCAUAAUGAGGCAAAGGAUGAUAUCAGGAUUGUUCCAAAGCUUAGACAUGACCUUCCCCGUCAUCAAGUUAAACAUGUGAUAUGUUCACUUUGCGGGACUGAACAAGAGGUUCAGCAAAACUGCAUUAAUUGUGGAGUUUGUAUGGGGAAGUACUUUUGCGGGAUAUGCAAGCUUUUUGAUGACGAUGUAUCUAAGAAACAAUACCAUUGCGGCGGCUGUGGAAUUUGCAGAACUGGAGGAUCUGAAAAUUUCUUCCACUGCGACAAGUGUGGUUGUUGCCAGUCAACUCUGGUGAAAAAUAGUCACCCUUGUGUGGAGAAGGCAAUGCAUCAUGAUUGUCCUGUUUGUUUUGAGUAUUUGUUCGAAUCGAUGGAUGAAAUCGCUGUCUUGCCAUGUGGACAUACAAUCCAUAUCAACUGUAUGAAUGAAAUGAGAAAGCAUUUACAGUAUGCAUGCCCUCUUUGCUCAAAGUCAGUUUGUGAUAUGUCAAAGGUUUGGGAAAAGUUUGACUUGGAGAUUGCUGCUACACCAAUGCCUGAACAAUAUCAAAAUAAAAUGGUUUGGAUCCUUUGCAAUGAUUGUGGUAGAACUAGUAACGUAAAGUACCAUGUUAUUGCUCAAAAGUGCUUGAAUUGCAACUCCUACAACACAAGACAAACUUGAGGCUGAAGAGAAAAGUGGGCGUUGUUACAUUUACUCUUAUGCUUUGUGAAGUAGUGGCAACCCCAUGUUUAAUUGGAACAACAACUUGAACAUGAAAUGAACAUGGCGUUAAAACCUAGUUGGAUCGGCACAUGUUCAACUUUGUCGUGUUGGGUUAACCAAUUGCAAUUACCCUUUUAAGUGUGUUUUUAGGUGUGAUAUGUGAAAUAAUGUGAACUUCUAUGAUUAGCUUUAUGGUUGUGGAAUGUUAUUAGGAAGUAGGAACUAUCUUAUCUUAUUAUAUCCGUUUAGUAGAUCUGAAUGUCUGUCUAGUUUGGAUUAUUAUAAAUAUGUAACAUAUAUAUAUGUUGUGUUU